Molecule: messenger RNA, 1500 nt
Organism: Periophthalmus magnuspinnatus
Lineage: Eukaryota; Metazoa; Chordata; Actinopteri; Gobiiformes; Gobiidae
Gene: plcxd1.1
Product: phosphatidylinositol-specific phospholipase C, X domain containing 1
Exons: 7
Coding region: 336-1313 (325 amino acids)
Biological process (GO): lipid metabolic process
Molecular function (GO): phosphoric diester hydrolase activity
Source: RefSeq, a predicted model, not a curated record
ACAGACGCAUACCGCCGCUAACACACCGGGACCGUCCUGACAGCGUGCCCCACCUGGCCACGGCGACAAACACUAACCAGGACAAAGGACACAACGUUAUUGUAAUAAAGGAUGAUGACAUUUAUGAGCCGGCGACAGCAGCAUCUAGAUGGAGACAGGUGGAAGAGAUGAGAAGAGGACAGCCAAGCGCAAAUAUGUUUCAGAGAGCCGCUGUGAGGUCUGGAGAGGCGCUCGGAUGGGGCACUUUGUGGGGCGCACGGUUUAAAGUGUAGUCAUCACAUUCCCCCUGAUAGACUCUAUCGGCUGGUUCAGGACGGAGCAAACGCAGCAAGCUUAUGUCAUCAAUGCUGGUGUCUGGAAUGAGUGAGUGGAGUCUGGCUGAGCUGCCCAUGGACAGAUGGAUGUCCCUCCUGCCCCCUCCUCUGUGGGAUAUCCCACUUUAUCACCUUGCUAUCCCAGGCAGCCACAAUGCCAUCACCUACUGCCUAGACAUGAAUGAUCGCUCCCCAAUGGACCUGCUGCAGCCGGACAUGCUCCAAAAGCUGGACAAAUACAUGAAGCCCCUCAUCAGGCCUUUUGUCUACAAGUGGGCUGUAGCGCAGGAGUACAACAUAAAGCAGCAGCUGGACUGUGGGAUCCGAUACUGCGACCUCAGAAUUGCACAUCGACCUAAUGACCCCUCAACUGACUUGUACUUCUACCACGGAGUCUACACCACCGUAACUGUACAGACUGUUUUGCUGGAGAUCAGGGAGUGGUUGGAUGCUCAUCCUGGUGAAGUGGUGAUCCUCUCCUUCAGUCACUUCCUAGGUCUGAGCCAGGAGCUGCACAUGCUGCUGUUGACCACCAUCCGCAACACUUUUACCUCCAAGAUCUGCCCCAAAAUGGAGCAGUUAACCCUACGUAACCUGUGGUCGAUGGGAUACCAGGUGAUUGUGUCCUAUGAACAUAACAUGUCAGGCUAUCACUCUGAGCUGUGGCCUCAUAUACCGUACUGGUGGGCUAAUAAGUGCAAGGCGGAGUCACUCAUCGAAGUGUUUGAACAGAAGAAACAGCAUGGGCGCCCAGAUGGUUUCUUUGUGACAGGAAUCAACCUAACAGAGGAUUUGAAGUACAUUUGCACUCACCCGACGGAGACACUGAAGGAUUUGGUCAUGUCCACGUACCCCGCGCUGCUGGAAUGGGUCAAAGAGCAGACGCCAGGGGCCAAACCAGGCACCCUCAACAUCAUUGCUGGAGACUUUAUCACAGAGUGCCACUUUGUACCCUGUGUGGUUAGACUGAAUGAGAAGCUACUCAAGUGGUCCUCCUGACUGGAUAUUGAUCUACAAAAUGUGAAUUUUAGCAUGAAAAAUACACACGCUUACUGCUGACAUAAAAAUAUUUGAGUACUUGAAUUAAACUGGCCAUUGGUAUAGGCCUACAUUCAUCAGCUAACAACCAAAACAUGUACAAUUGGUUUAUCCUCCAUACUUAGCUCUUGACACAAGUUCUGGAGAA